Molecule: messenger RNA, 1219 nt
Organism: Schistosoma intercalatum
Lineage: Eukaryota; Metazoa; Platyhelminthes; Trematoda; Strigeidida; Schistosomatidae
Source: the annotation of a GenBank genome assembly
GUUUGAGCAGACCUUGGAGGCGGGAAAUACACACUCAAGGUUUUGAGGUUAGAAUGACGUAUCAACUGUUAGAAUCCACUAGCAGUAUAUAUAUAUCAAGCCAGUUCUCUGUUUAAUAACCGUUAGAUCAUUACAACCAGGCUAUUUGAUGAGGCACUCUUGUACGCUUCAUCAUAAUGCAGUUCAACUACCGUUGUGGGGCAGUCUCAUAGGUCCCGCAAUUAAACAAGUCUAUCAUCCAGUUUUCGCACAUUACCUUCUGCAGUUGAGUUAAGGUUGAUUUGGAAAACUAUACUUGCUCAUUUAAUUAACGCAAGAUAAUAGACGAAUUCGAAAGCUUCUCGAGUUACCUACUAAACUUAUCACAUGGCUUACAUGUACACUUUUUGCAUCCACCUAAACUCACUUGGAGUCGUAAUAACAAGAUUUAUUUAAUGAGGAAUGGCAAUAUGUGACCCAAGAGAGGAGGAAGCUCAAGUGCUAAGAUCAAUUUUCGAUGAAGAAGAAUUGACGAUAUCAGACGAUUAUAAUUUAGAAUACAAGGUAGGUGAGGUGGGAACGACUUCUUCAUUCAUUGUACACGUUUACUGGCCUGAAGGAUAUCCUGACGUUUUACCUUGUAUCUCUAUGGAUUCUUUUUAUAAUCAUCAUAUCCCGUUAAAUAUUAAAGAGAAAAUAACUGAAGAAUUAGUGUCUGUUGCUAAAGACCAACUUGGCUCAGCUCUAACAUUUACUUUAAUUGAGUACCUAAAGGAAAACCAUGAGCGAUUUACUAAAUCUUUUGCAGUUGAUAAAGUAGAUACAUCACAAAACAAUUCGUUCCCGAGUGAAACUCCAUCGGUUUCUCGCAAACAGAAUAAACUACCUCAAUUAUCUAAAAAUCAAAAAAGGAAACACCUAGAUAGACUAGGACAAAGUGGAGAGUUACCUAGAGGUUGGAACUGGAUUAGUGUUAUAAAACACCUUCAACAAACUGGAUCGGCGUCAUAGAGACAUAUUUGGUUGUAUUUCAUUGCACACAAGAUAAGAUUCUAUUUGCUUUCACGUUUCAUAUUCAUUGACAAUGGGCUAAAAUGAUAACGGGGUUAUGCGUUUCUGAAUAAUGUAUUUUACUAAUUAAAUGUAAUUUACAAAAUAGUGCAGGAUGCUUUUUUGAAAGGUGUCAGAAUACGAUUUAGUAUGUUACUCGUUAGUGUCCUGUUGUUAUUUCGGAUAUGCA